Silurus meridionalis is the source of this 2344-nucleotide messenger RNA. RefSeq names its product protein kinase, AMP-activated, beta 2 non-catalytic subunit (gene prkab2). Gene Ontology annotation, biological process: signal transduction. Gene Ontology annotation, cellular component: nucleus; nucleotide-activated protein kinase complex; cytoplasm. Gene Ontology annotation, molecular function: protein kinase binding. The transcript is spliced from 8 exons. Lineage: Eukaryota; Metazoa; Chordata; Actinopteri; Siluriformes; Siluridae. The coding region runs from base 161 to 961 and encodes 266 amino acids. The record is from RefSeq and is a predicted model, not a curated record.
GAUUAAAACGCGUUUUAGUAUCAAUUUGGGACAUCGGGCUCGCCGUAUUUCAGUCUCACGUCAAGAAUGUUGUUGAAGUUGGAGCAGAAAGUGAAGAAAUAGACUCGGUUCGGACGGUCAGAGGCGAGUGUGUGGAGGAAGCAUUUCUCUGUGUUUCGCUAUGGGCAAUACCAGUGACCGUGUAGCUGCUGAACGCCAUGGACCAAAAGCUCAUCGUUCAGAUGGCGGUGCCCAUAAAGACCUUGAACCCAGCAAGAUGGUGGACAGCACGGAUGAUCCGAACAUCUUUAACACUCACGGCCCUGAAGUAAAGGCUCCAGUGGAGAAGGAUUUACCUCCAGAUUUAAAUGAUUUGGUGAAGACAGCCCCCCAGGAUCGUCCAACUGUGAUCCGCUGGGCAGGAGGAGGGAAAGAUGUCUACAUCUCUGGCUCUUUCGACAACUGGAGCACCAAGAUCCCACUUAAUAAAAGCCAUAAUGACUUUGUUGCCAUCCUGGACUUGCCGGAGGGUGAGCAUCAGUACAAGUUCUUUGUUGAUGGACAGUGGCUUCAUGACCCUUCUAAGCCGGUUGUAACCAGUCAGAUGGGAACCAUCAACAACUUGAUCAAGGUGAAAAAGUCUGACUUCGAGGUGUUUGACGCACUGCAUGUGGACUCGCUCGAGUGCUCCGACACCUCUGAUCUGUCCAGCUCUCCUCCCGGUCCUUACGGACAGGAAAUGUACAUGUUUCGACCAGAGGAGCGCUUUAAAGCCCCACCCAUCCUUCCUCCUCACCUCCUCCAAGUCAUCCUCAAUAAAGACACAAACAUCUCAUGUGAUCCUGCGCUGCUGCCUGAACCCAACCACGUCAUGCUCAAUCAUCUGUACGCACUCUCAAUAAAGGAUGGUGUGAUGGUCCUCAGCGCAACUCACCGGUAUAAGAAGAAGUAUGUGACCUCUCUGCUGUAUAAGCCCAUCUGAGAGUCUCUUUUGCACCCCUGCUUCUUCUGGCUGAAAUCGUACUACACACUUAGCUUGCAGUGGUUCCGAUCACCACUGUCUCUCCCUCUCACACUAAUGUGAUGAAUAAUGACGUGUGCGCGUGUGUGGUUGUCCUCUUCGGAACAGGUCUACUAAGCUUUAUACUUCACACCUAGUAAUUGCAAUUUUAGCUUUUCAAAGGUUUGUUAUUUUUCACGUCAACCCAACGUGGAUGCAAAUACAGGUUUGUUGUUUUUAAAAUAGGCCGAAGAGGUUUUGGCAUGUUUUAAAUUAGUAUCACGUGAACAAACGAUUGAUGACGUGUGUCGUUUUAGAGUGUCCACUGUUUUUAUUUAUUUCACUUGUGAUAAUCGCAUGGCCGAGUACCAUAUAAAGCAAGAUAUAAAAAGGGCUUUGAGAAUGUAUUUAUCGUAAGCUGUAGGAUCAAGACUGAACCGGUUGAGGGAUUUUUUUUUUUUUUCGCCUGGAGGAAUGAUUUGAAAAGCAAAGGAAAUGGGGAAAAAAAAUUAUUUGAAUUGACUUUUUUAUUUUCCCCAAGCAUCAGUCAUGUUGUCUAAUCACUGAAAGUUACUGAUGCGAUAUGAAUUUUUUAAAAGACGACUGGAGUGUGUGUGUGUGUGUGUGUGUGUGUGUGUGUGUGUGUGUGUGUGUGUGUGUGUGUGUGUGUGUGUGUGUGUGUGUGUGUGUGUGUGUGUGUGUGUGUGUGUGUGUGUGGUGAGCACAAGCAUGCUGUUGCCUUUCAUAGAGAUUGUGUAAGCACUUUAACGAAUAUAUUCACUGUGAUUGGUUCAGACAGAGGCAUUUUUUAUUUUAUUUUUCUCUCGGUUCCUUAGCUAUGCAGUUGACAAAUCUUGUACUGUAGGCUCCAGUUGAACACGCACAAUACUCUCUUCAAUACAAUAUCUGAGGAAAAGGCGUUGAUGUAUUAGUGUGCAUCGUAUUAGGAAUUAUUGCAUAUGAAUGUCAGUUUACUGUGCAGCUGGCUAUAGAGGCUGAAAUCUUUAAAGCUGUAUGGUUUUCAGUAAAGGUCAAAGGUUAUUUUUUGUUGUUGUUUGUUUAGCAGCUUUUUAUAUGACGUUUGACGUGUACUGAGACAUUUAAAUUGUUAAAAUGUGUAAAAUCGUUUGAUGCUUAUUCCUUCCAAAGAUGUUGUGGAAUGCUGUAGUUUGUAUGGACAAUGCAUCAUGCAAUGGAAAAAAUAUAUAGUUUUAAGUUCCAGUAUUUUAUGAGGUGUGCUGUUUUGGAACUAGAAACUUAAACACUUGAAUUUUGUCUGAAAGCUUUGUUUGUAAAGCAGUGUAGCAUAUUUUAUUGUCACGCUGCUUCUGGUAUUGUUUGCAAAUAAAAAGCAAUACUGUAUAA